Molecule: messenger RNA, 4608 nt
Organism: Adineta ricciae
Lineage: Eukaryota; Metazoa; Rotifera; Eurotatoria; Adinetida; Adinetidae
Source: the annotation of a GenBank genome assembly
AUGUUACUAAUAUAUUUUUUAUUAGUACGACAUGUUCAUGCAAAGCCGGGAUUUCAAAUGAAUAUGUACAACACGGAUCAAAAUCAAAAUGGAUUUUGUCUGUUGUACUAUGACCCUAAAUAUCACUUCCCUAUUUACGCUGUGAAUCCUAGUGAUUAUCAUCAAAUAAUUCCGUAUUGUCUUCGACCAUCAGAAGAUGUUCCUCUCGUCAUUGAUGAUAACUUUACUAAUUCUAAUCAUUCUAACUAUACGUUCGGCGAAUUACGAAAACAAAAUAUAAGUAGUCAAAUGUUAUUAUCGUGGUUAGCUCCUAUUGAAUUAGCUGAACGUUACCAAAUGUUUCUAGAUAAUGUUUCGCAUUCAUUAUUAAUCGACGACAAAAUGUUAUUCUACAACUGUACAUCAAACUGGUUUGGACCUCUCUGUCAUUUCACAUUCGAAUUGAAAUAUGAAGAAUCAUUUAACGAGACGGUCUAUUCCCGCAUCGGAUUCGGAGAUUCAAUUAUAACUGAGAUAAAUAUUCCGUGCUAUAAACAUCAUAGCUGCAAGUCAUCUCAGUUCUGUUUAGACUGGCGCGAUAUUUGUGAUCAGGAAAUGGAUUGUUUCGAUGGAUCUGAUGAGUCAAACUGUUGGCAGCUAGAAAUAAACGAAUGUUCUUCGAAUGAAUACCGAUGUUACAAUGGUCAAUGCAUUCCAAAGGACUUCGCCUUUGAUGAUAAUUUGAAUCCAGAUUGUCAAGAUGGAACAGACGAAAUUGUUUUCUAUAUUUACUACAAAUUUUGCGAUAAAGACCCUGCUUUUCGAUGUAAAGAAUCUACGUCCGAUCCGAAACAGAUAAAAGGUUCUGAAACAUCUUUUCAGCCUCAAUUCAAAGGAGGAUUGCUGUUUGUAAAUGGUUUUUAUCAAUCAUUGUCUACUGAUAUUUGUUCAAAGAUUAUCGGCUGUUUAACGGAAAUCACUUCGUGCGCAGAUGUUUGCUUAGAAACUGAUUGUAUAACAAAGGAAUGUCCAACAAUAUACGAAUUCCCUCCUGGUCCUAUUCUCUUUGGGCAUGUACGCUUUAUGUUCAAUACUAGCGAUCUACAUAUCAACUCAGAAAACCUUCUUUUACCAAACUAUGUAUGCUACAAUGAAGCACUUUGUAGUGAUUUUCUUCCGGCUUCAAUUUAUUUGAAUGAUUCGGCUUGUCGCCAUUUUCACGAAUUUAAGUGGGAAGCAGUGGAUCCAGUUCAUCCUAUGGACCUAUAUAGGAUGAACUUGAGAAAACUAUUUCACAGAUGUUUAGUGAUACCUAACGAAACUUAUUCUUGCAAUAACUCAAAUCUAUACCAGUGUUUAAAUUCAACAAAAUGCAUCUCAAAACAUCGUCUAGUCGAUACCAUAUCAGAUUGUCCGUUCGAUGAUGAUGAAACAUUCAAUGAGAGUUGUUUGUUUCUCGAUGCUCAUGAUCGUUUAAAAUGCUCAAAUACUGACCCAAUAACAUGUCAAGCACCAACAGGUAUUGAGUGCGGUCGGUCCGUUUGUGAUUAUUCUAAUCUCGAAACUUAUAAAUGGUUCAUCCACUGCCUCUUUGUAGAACGCAUCAGUUUUUCAUUUAUAUGUGAUGGAAGAAUCGAUUUAGGCCCUAUGCUUAUAGAUGGAUCUAACGAGACUGACGAGACUGGAUGCGAAAAGUGGCAAUGCAACAACGCAUAUAGCAGAUGUAAUGGUGUUUGGUUAUGUAGAGAUGGAGCUGAUGAAGCCAAUUGUCGAAAUUCACUUUGUCCACCAUUUCAUCAUCCCUGCAUCUUUUUCAACGACACAUCUGUAUUAUCAUGCUUACCCAUUGACAGAGCGGGUGAUGGAAUUGUCGAUUGCCUAGGAGCUUCAGAUGAACCAAAGCGCUGUCCUGAAACAUUUAGCUGUUUCAAUGAUACUCAAUGUAUUAAUAUACAGACCCUAUGUGAUGGAGAGCCAAACUGUAGGUUUGCUGAUGACGAAGAUAUUUGUAGAAAUCGCACCAAUAAAUAUAGCUCGUUAUGCCGCUCAAGCUCUAUAUCUUCUCACAUAGAAAGAGACAAAUUUCUCUGUCAAAUGGGUAGAUCAAGCCAUAUAGAAUAUAACGCGCAUUUCAGAAUGUAUAAUAUGCCGACCUACCCACUAUUAUCACAGACUAAAACAACAACUACUACCACAUUUAUAGUACCAGUCGAGACACGAAUAAAUCCGUUUCAAAGCAAUAUGAUGAUCAAUAUCCGGAAUAUGGAUGAUCGAGCGUUGCGUAAUUAUGGUGAACCAAUCCAGAUUGGUAUAGAUCUAGAUCAAUCUAAACUAACUUGCCUUUGUCCACCGAGUUACUAUGGUGAUAAAUGUCAAUAUGAUAAUGAACGUGUCAGUCUUACAUUACAAAUUCAAGCAACAUCAGACGGACACAAUGUCUUCGUAUUCAUCAUAAUUUUGAUCGAUAAUGAAGGACAAAUUCAAUCACAUGAUUUUAUCGAAUAUUUGCCAGUUAGAGAUUGUAAGAUAAAAUUCGAUGUUUAUUUGCUCUAUUCAACUCGACCAAAAAACUCAUCAAGACAUUAUUCAGUGCAAAUUCAUGGCUUUAAUAAAAUGACAAUGUCUUAUCGUGCUAGUUGGAUUUAUCCUAUUCAAUUUUCAUUUUUACCUGCAUAUCGUUUAUCGGUUAAACUUUUCAUUCCUUUUUCUAAUUCUCUACCUUUGAGAACUUGUGCAUUAAAAUGCAAUCAUGGUCAAUGCUACAGCUAUGUUAAUAAUCAAAGUAUGACAUAUUGUCUAUGUCAACCAGGCUGGUCAGGCCUUGAGUGUACAAAUCAAUCUAUAUGUAAGUGUGCACCUAAUUCAUUAUGUGUCGACCGGUCAAUAUGUGUAUGUCCAUUUAAUCGAUAUGGUCCUCGAUGUUAUCUUCAUCAUUAUUUGUGUGAUCGUAAAACAUGUAUGAAUGGUGGUCAAUGUGUGCCGGAUGAUGAACGACACAAAACUCUUGGUAAAGAUCAUACAAUUUGUAUCUGUACACCUGAAUAUCACGGAAAACGAUGUGAACUACAACGAACGAAACCAACUGAAAUUCAUAUAUCAUUUGAUAAGAAAAUAACUAUUCCAACAUCAUUAUUUGUUCAUUUUAUCUACCAAAAACUUCAAAAGGAACUUGUUCAGCACAGUAUAGUAAAAAAGAUCGAUUUUGAUCAAAAUUCACUUUCAAUCAAAACUUCAAUCGUAUUUCAUAUGGCUUUUGCUGAAAUAUCUAAAAGCUAUUAUCUUAUCGUUCUGCAGUCUGAGCCUAUUGUCUCAGCUCAUAUUAGUACAAAAAACAUUCCAUCACAUCGAUGUGUCUCAAUAUCUGAAUUAUUCAAUGAGAGUAUAGUUCAUCUACACUUAUUAAAACGAAUCAAAUAUUAUCAUAUUCCAUGUCAAAAAUAUUUCAAUCUCGUUUGUUUUUAUGAUUCGACUGAAAUUUGUUUAUGUGACCUGUCUCAUCAAACAAACUGUUUACAUUUCCAACAUAAUGCUGUAUACGAUUGUGAAAAUCACAAUUUGUGUGAAAAUGGUGGUCAUUGUUUUUUGAAUGAUAUGAAAUGUCCUACAUCAUUCGUAUGCGCUUGCCCUGAUUGUCAUUAUGGAUUAGUUUGUCAGUUCUCAACAAAAGGAUUAUCUCUGACAUUAGAUGCAAUAUUGGGCUAUCGAAUUCUUCCUCAUAUGAAACUUAAUCAACAACCAUUUGUUGUUAAAAUUGCGAUGGUAAUCACUUUUAUUAUAUUCUGUUUAGGCAUCCUCAGUAGUUUCUUUUCAUUUUUGACAUUUCGAACAAAGAAAACACGUGAGGUUGGUUGUGGUUUGUAUCUGUAUGCGUCAUCGAUUACAUCAAUGAUAACAUUAACUGUAUUUGUAAUCAAAUUCUUCUUUCUUCUUACGUUUCAAAUGGGACUUCUCAAUACAGAUAUGAUUAUUCGUGUUCAAUGUCGGAUGCUUGAUUUUCUUCUUCGAUUCUUGUUGAGUAAUGGAGAUUGGUUAAAUUGUUGUGUUGCUAUCGAACGAGCUUUAAAUGCUUUUCAAGGUAUUACUUUUAACAAAAUCAAAAGUAAAAGAAUUGCUAAACGGAUGAUUUACAUUGUUUUAUUUGGAACAUUUAUAACACAUGUUCAUGAUCUUAUUCAUCGUCAACUUGUAAAUGAUGAAGAAGCACAACGCACAUUAUGUGUUACAAAAUAUUCAUCAUUUCUACAAAUAUUUGAUAAUACGAUUACAGUAUUUCAUAUAUGUUUACCAUUUUCAAUCAAUUUUUUCUCGUCAAUAAUUAUCAUUAUUUCUGCAACGCGUACUCGAUCAAAUGUAAAGAAAAAUCAAACAUUCAUAAGACUUUUACGUGAACAAUUUCAACAUCAUAAACAUACUCUUAUUUCAUCAAUAAUUCUCGUUCUAUUAGCUGCUCCACGUAUAAUUCUAUCAUUAACAUCAGGAUGUAUGAAAUCUACGAGAGAUGCUUGGUUUUAUUUAAUUGGCUAUUUUACUUCAUUUAUUCCAUCAACUUUACUCUUCAUUAUAUUUAUUCUCCCAUCAGAAAUGUAUCGAACUGAAUUCACUAAGAUUCGAAAAGGACUCUGUAAAUGA